AUGUAUCCACGCAGCAAAGCAACGUCACUUAAGUCCAGAUAUAACAAUGAUGUACCGAAGAAUUACGAAAAUAUGGCGGUAGUUGUGGCUUUGUUAUUGAGUUUAAUGUCAAUUUUAAUGGUAACCGAAUCAACAUCUGCAAUAUUCAGCAGUAGUGACAAAAAUUAUAUGGAUAAAUUAUGUAACUCAGUGAUUGUAUUAGAUGGUGAAAAAAAGCCGGGAAGUUCGUUUUCUUCUACAAGUAACAGUAAAUAUAAACCAAAUACAAACUGCACCCUCACAUUUAAAACAGCACAGACAACUCAAAGAAUAAUUACAACAAUCGAAAAAAUCGAUAUUGCUGAUUCAAAUGGUGCUACAUGUGGCGAUUAUAUUAAAAUUUACGAUGGUAAAUUUCAAGGACCGAUAUUGAACAAAAAUUUGGCCGAACAAUGUGGUUCAUCAACUAGCAGUCAUGUGAGCAUAUCAAAUGUGGUGGUAUUUCACUUUUUUUCCAAUGGUGCCAAGGAAGCUACUGGAUUUAAAGCAAGUGUAGCUUUACAUUUUCCACUUGUUCAAGCGUGUCCGCAAGAUCUUGGGGUCUAUCUAUGCACCAACAAAAAUUGCAUAUCAAAAUUAUUAAAAUGCGACGGUCAUAAUCAUUGCGGCGAUAAUUCUGAUGAAAAAAUUUGCAGUAUUGGAAAAAAAUAA
Didymodactylos carnosus is the source of this 690-nucleotide messenger RNA. NCBI's taxonomy places the organism in Eukaryota, Metazoa, Rotifera, Eurotatoria, Philodinida, Philodinidae. The record is from the annotation of a GenBank genome assembly.